UAAUGCAUCUUGAUCCAUUGAUUGGAGGCAGAGCAUAUGCUCCUCCGUGUUCAAAAUUAUUCCCCAACCCUCUCCCAGGAAAAGAAUAUCCAUUUGGAGAGUCUCCUCCCAUGGCCCCCCAGAUUCUCCUUUCUCUCUGUUCUUCGCAUCACUUGGCAUUUAUCAAAUCCAAAAACUAACCCACAAGGAAUCAAGAAAAACCCAACCCCCUCCAAAAAAUUCUUUCUUCCAAUUCACCAGCAGUUUUUACACACAGUAGGAUUAGUAUUUAACUUCAUCAAACCAAAAUCAUCAUGUCCACCUCUUCUCUCUCUAUAAAUCCUGCUCUCUCUCCUCCCCCCUUCUUUGCUUCUACUUCUUCUUCUUGCUCGUAUAAGUAUACUCCUACAGUCUUUGCUUCCAAAGUUUCUUGCUUUUGUACAUCCGGGACAUCGAAGCCCAUUUGUCAAAUUUGUGUAAAGGUUCAAUCUUGGCAGUGUAAACGGUCCAAAAAGAGUAAAGAGCUCACAGUUUUGAAAAUUAGACCCUUUCAUCGAAGACCCUUUGUAGCAGCUUGCACUGGCAGCAACAUGACUAUUCGAGAGUAUGGAGAAGAAGAGGAAGAGGAGAACCCUCCUCCUUUGCUGGAGUCUGAGAUGAAUUCUAGGCCUCGACGCAUUGCUCUCUUUGUUGAGCCAUCUCCCUUUGCUUAUGUCUCUGGUUAUAAAAACAGGUUCCAGAAUUUCAUUAAGUAUCUACGUGAAAUGGGGGAUGAGGUCAUGGUAGUGACAACACAUGAAGGAGUACCGGAAGAGUUUUAUGGAGCUAAAUUGAUUGGCUCAAGAAGCUUCCCCUGUCCGUGGUACCAAAAGGUUCCCCUGUCACUAGCACUCAGCCCAAGAAUAAUCUCAGCGGUGGCCCAAUUCAAGCCUGAUAUUAUACAUGCAUCAUCUCCUGGUAUUAUGGUAUUUGGCGCUCUCGCCAUUGCAAAAUUACUAUCUGUACCUAUAGUGAUGUCAUAUCACACCCAUGUCCCUGUAUAUAUUCCCAGAUAUACCUUCAGUUGGCUGGUCAAACCAAUGUGGUUAGUUAUAAAAUUUCUACAUAGAGCUGCCGAUCUUACGCUGGUGCCUUCUGCUGCUAUUGCAAAGGAUCUUGAAGCCGCAAGAGUAGCAGCAGCUAACAGGAUACGCCUCUGGAAUAAGGGUGUUGAUUCUGAUAGCUUCCAUCCGCGGUUUUGCUCUCACGAAAUGAGGUUAAGAUUAAGCAAUGGGGAACCCGACAGACCACUGAUAGUUCAUGUAGGACGGCUUGGAGUUGAGAAGAGCUUGGAUUUCCUCAAAAGGGUAAUGGAUGGGCUUCCAGAGGCCCGAAUAGCGUUCAUUGGGGACGGACCAUACAGAGAGGAGCUGGAGAAGAUGUUCUCCGGCAUGCCUGCAGUGUUUACAGGGAUGUUACAAGGAGAAGAGCUUUCUCAAGCGUACGCCAGUGGAGAUGUUUUUGUCAUGCCUUCAGAAUCCGAGACGCUUGGACUUGUUGUUUUGGAGGCCAUGUCGUCUGGACUUCCAGUAGUUGCUGCUCGUGCUGGAGGUAUCCCAGAUAUCAUUCCCGAAGAUCAGCAGGGAAAAACAGGCUAUCUGUUUAAUCCUGGAGAUCUUGAUGAUUGCUUGAGCAAACUGAAACCCCUUCUGCACAAUCAAGAACUUAGAGAAACUAUAGGGAAAGCAGCACGUGUAGAAAUGGAGAAGUAUGAUUGGCGAGCAGCCACCCGGAAGAUACGUAACGAACAAUAUAAUGCCGCCAUUUGGUUCUGGAGGAAGAAGAGAGCACAGUUCUUGCGACCAUUCCAGUGGUUAUUCCGUCGGGUGUUCCGGGCCCCUGCAAUUGAAAUGUAAAGCUUUCAUUAUUUGCUGCGUUCGUAUAUCAGAUGAAGGUAUAUUCUGAGGAAGCUUGUUUUCUAAAAUGAAACCUCCAAUUUGCUGAUUGCUUGUAUUCACAACUUGGAUAGUUGCCUGUUGUAUUCUAUCUUUCAUUCAUUACAUUGAUGAUUUAGGUCU
Sesamum indicum (sesame) is the source of this 2036-nucleotide messenger RNA. Its product is annotated as sulfoquinovosyl transferase SQD2. The record is from RefSeq and is a predicted model, not a curated record. Gene Ontology annotation, molecular function: UDP-sulfoquinovose:DAG sulfoquinovosyltransferase activity. NCBI's taxonomy places the organism in Eukaryota, Viridiplantae, Streptophyta, Magnoliopsida, Lamiales, Pedaliaceae. Gene Ontology annotation, cellular component: chloroplast envelope. Gene Ontology annotation, biological process: glycolipid biosynthetic process; sulfolipid biosynthetic process.